CAGCAGCACGAUCAGUACAUAGGCCCGGCGUACGACCCAUCCCGCGACCUGUCGCCUACGCUGCCCCCCUCCUGCGACUCCUCCUCCAUGGGGGAUGCCGGCGACCCCAGUGGAGCCUCGGGGGGCAGCUCGUGCAGCACUCCCUCCAACAACAACCACCAGUCUUGCGCAUCAGAGAUGUGUCGACAACAGCAUCCUCCCGGCGUCAUGCCCUUGCCCCUUCAACGACCGCCUACUCCCCACUCCUCCUUCGAGCACCACAUACCAAAGCUAGAAUCUCCAUCAACACCGCCCAAUCGACCGCCCGCUUCCAGAUCAGCGGGUGUGAGACUAUCUGAUGAUGGAGGCGGAACUACGCACGGAGUGGGCGGAGCUACGCACGGCAUCGGCGGACCAACGCUUUGCGGAGGCUGCGGACAACGAAUCACGGACCGGUUCUACUUGCAGGCGGUGGACAGACGGUGGCAUACCGCAUGCUUACAGUGCUGCCAGUGUCGGAGGACGCUGGAUGGGGAUCUCACCUGUUUCUCCAGGGAAGGGAAUAUCUACUGUAAACAAGAUUACUAUAGGUAGGUAGAAAAAGUUUAUAACUGAAUUUUUCACCAUCUAAGCUUGCUACUCAAUACGUGAAUUAAUCCCGAGGCAGAGUUUUGCUUUGAUUUGCCUCAGUGGAUGUGAAAUCACAAACAUAAAUCUACAUGAGUUAUUAGAACAUAUCAACCGACUCCUAAGGAGUUUUCUCUGAUAAUAUUUGUACUACCAAAUCAAUAGUUGA
Molecule: messenger RNA, 775 nt
Organism: Acanthoscelides obtectus
Lineage: Eukaryota; Metazoa; Arthropoda; Insecta; Coleoptera; Chrysomelidae
Source: the annotation of a GenBank genome assembly